GUCCGUGCCCGGCUCUCUUCGUCAAGUAUCCUCGAAGAAUCAACUAGCAAAAAAAAGUAUCCUCGAAGAAUCCGUCUCGCUUUUCGUUGCGGCAUUUCAUCGAACAUAUCACGUACGUAAGUGUUGUCAAACAGAAAGCCUAAGAACACCGCUCUCCAGUCCUGAAAAUGCAAAGCAUUAGAAAUGCCAUCUUGUGGCAUGUCAGGGCAAGGAGACCGGCUGAAACAUUGCUCAGUGCAAAUGGGAAUGAUAUGCUCAAACGGCUAAGCAAUCAGAUCAUGUGUGCAUCCACAGGUGCCACUGAUCAAGUAAUGGAUCGAGUGAUUGAGCUCGUUAAGAAAUUCGAUAAGGUCGAUGCUGCUAAGGUUACUGAAACAGCUGAUUUCCAAAAAGACUUGAGCCUGGAUAGCUUAGACAGGGUUGAGCUUGUGAUGGUCUUUGAAGAGGAAUUCUCUGUUGAAAUCCCCGAUGACAAGGGAGACAAGCUGAGUUGCUGCGCCGACGUCGCCAAAUACAUUGUUUCCGGGACUGAGCAGAAAUCUUAAGUCCCUAUUAUCACUUUCUGCGUUGACAAUAUUCGUCAGUGUUUUUCAAGAGAUCUUACCAUAUAUUCUUGUUGAGUACUGUAAACAUUUCAUUGUUUGAAAAAACUUCAUUGUAUUUCUCAUAUUGAGUACAACAUGCAUCAAUAACA
Morus notabilis is the source of this 694-nucleotide messenger RNA. RefSeq names its product acyl carrier protein 3, mitochondrial. The transcript has 3 exons. Gene Ontology annotation, molecular function: acyl binding; acyl carrier activity. The record is from RefSeq and is a predicted model, not a curated record. Gene Ontology annotation, biological process: fatty acid biosynthetic process. Gene Ontology annotation, cellular component: mitochondrion. The coding region runs from base 168 to 545 and encodes 125 amino acids. Lineage: Eukaryota; Viridiplantae; Streptophyta; Magnoliopsida; Rosales; Moraceae.